AGGGGGGAGGGAAGAAUAGCGUCUUCUUUUUUUUCUCCACUCUUAAAGAGCUGCUUUCUCUUCACCCAAGCCGACCGGCACAAUUGGGACAAACUUGCUGUCUCUCUCUGGCUCUAGCUCUCUCUCAAUAAACCCUCAAGAUUAUGUCAAUUGGUCAGAGCCAGCCGGGGAUUUCGUGUGGGUGCUGAAGGAGCUGCGGGAGCCGGAGAAGAAUGAAACUGCGUGGAGUCAGCCUGGCUGCCGGCUUGCUCUUACUGGCCCUGAGUCUUUGGGGGCAGCCUGCAGAGGCUGCGGCUUGCUAUGGGUGUUCUCCAGGAUCAAAGUGUGACUGUAGUGGUGUUAAAGGGGAAAAGGGAGAGAGAGGAUUUCCAGGUUUGGAAGGCCAUCCGGGUUUACCUGGAUUUCCAGGUCCAGAAGGGCCUCCAGGGCCUCAGGGACAAAAGGGUGAUGAUGGAAUUCCAGGGCCACCAGGACCAAAAGGAAUCAGAGGUCCUCCUGGACUUCCUGGAUUUCCAGGGACACCAGGUCUUCCUGGAAUGCCAGGCCAUGAUGGGGCCCCAGGACCUCAAGGUAUCCCCGGAUGCAAUGGAACCAAGGGAGAACGUGGAUUUCCAGGCAGUCCCGGUUUUCCUGGUUUACAGGGUCCUCCAGGACCUCCUGGGAUCCCAGGUAUGAAGGGGGAACCAGGUAGUAUAAUUAUGUCAUCACUGCCAGGACCAAAGGGCAAUCCAGGAUAUCCAGGUCCUCCUGGAAUACAAGGCCCUGCUGGUCCCACUGGUAUAACAGGACCAAUAGGUCCCCCAGGACCACCAGGUUUGAUGGGCCCUCCUGGUCCCCCAGGACUUCCGGGACCAAAGGGGAAUAUGGGCUUAAAUUUCCAGGGACCCAAGGGUGAAAAGGGUGAGCAAGGUCUUCAGGGCCCACCUGGGCCACCUGGGCAGAUCAGUGAACAGAAAAGACCAAUUGACGUAGAGUUUCAGAAAGGAGAUCGGGGACUUCCCGGUGACCGAGGGCCUCCUGGAUCUCCAGGGAUAUGUGGUCCUCCAGGUCCUCCAGGUGGUGUGAAAGGUGAGAAGGGUGAACAAGGAGAACCAGGCAAAAGAGGUAAACCAGGCAAAGAUGGAGAGAAUGGCCAGCCAGGAAUUCCAGGUUUGCCUGGUGAUCCUGGUUACCCUGGUGAACCAGGAAGGGACGGUGAAAAGGGCCAAAAAGGUGACAUUGGCCCAACUGGGCCUCCUGGACUUGUAAUUCCUAGACCCGGGACUGGUGUUACUGUAGGAGAAAAAGGAAACAUUGGGUUACCUGGCUUGCCUGGAGAAAAAGGAGAGCGUGGAUUUCCUGGACCACAGGGUCCACCUGGCCUUCCUGGACCUCCAGGGACUGCAGUUAUGGGUCCCCCUGGCCCCCCUGGAUUUCCUGGAGAAAGGGGCCAGAAAGGUGAUGAAGGUCCACCUGGAAUUUCCAUUCCUGGACCUCCUGGACUUGAUGGACAGCCUGGGACUCCUGGUCUUCCAGGGCCUCCUGGCCCUCCUGGCCCUCACAUCCCUCCUAGUGAUGAGAUAUGUGAAGCAGGCCCUCCAGGCCCUCCAGGAUCUCCAGGUGAAAAAGGUCUGCAAGGAGAACAAGGAGUGAAAGGUGACAAAGGUGACACCUGCUUCAACUGUAUUGGAACUGGUAUUUCAGGGCCUCCAGGUGAACCUGGUUUGCCAGGUCUCCCAGGUCCUCCAGGAUCUCUUGGUUUUCCUGGACAGAAGGGUGAAAAAGGAUAUGCUGGUGCAACCGGUCCCAAAGGAUUACCAGGCAUACCAGGAGCUCCAGGUGCUCCAGGCUUCCCUGGAUCUAAAGGUGAACCUGGUGACAUACUCACUUUUCCAGGAAUGAAAGGUGAUAAAGGAGAAGUGGGUUCCCCUGGAGUUCCAGGGCUUCCUGGUUUACCGGGCACCCCUGGACAGGAUGGUUUGCCAGGGCUUCCUGGCCCCAAAGGAGAACCUGGUGGAAUUACUUUUAAGGGUGAAAGAGGUCCCCCUGGAAACCCAGGUUUGCCAGGUCUCCCAGGGAAUAUGGGGCCUAUGGGGCCUCCUGGUUUUGGCCCUCCAGGCCCAAUAGGUGUAAAAGGCAUACAAGGUAUGGCAGGAAAUCCAGGCCAGCCAGGAAUACCCG
Messenger RNA from Galeopterus variegatus (Sunda flying lemur), 2160 nucleotides. Its product is annotated as collagen alpha-5(IV) chain-like. NCBI's taxonomy places the organism in Eukaryota, Metazoa, Chordata, Mammalia, Dermoptera, Cynocephalidae. The transcript has 25 exons. The annotation marks the transcript as partial. The record is from RefSeq and is a predicted model, not a curated record.